GCCGGGUGGAAAAUCCUAUUGAUUUUUUUUCUGUUCCACCAUUGGCUUUACAGCCGGUGGUACCCAAAUUUUCAAGAAAAGAGCAGUUUCCCCAGUCUCUAGGUCUGAAGAGGGCAAAGAGAAUGAUGGACAGUAUGGACCUGUAUCAUCUUUAUCCACCUCUCUCGCCAACGGACAUGAUUGCACGUUCAAGGAUUUAACUUCAUCUGUCCAAAUACAGGUAGUGCCAAAACAAACACUUACACUCCACCUUGGGCAUCUACAGAGAGCCCCGAGUCAAGCAUCUGUGCUCCGUCCAGCUGCCCCACUGCAGGUACAUCUGUGGUGCCAUUGGUCCUGCUGGUUUGGUAUCUGGGGGCGUGGUUAACCCUUCCCAGCCCGUCCCGCUGGCUUCUUCACACUGUUAGACUUUUCACCUGGCGCCUGCCCAAGUUCAGGGGCAUCCAGUUCACUUCAGUGAAGCAUGCAGUUCACGAAGGUUGCUGCGGUGGCACUUUAUUGCUCCCACGAGAGAGCACGGCAUUCACAUACUCAACUACCUCGACAACUGUCUCAUCACUGUCUCGAAAGCAGUUAUGCGUCCACAGGGACCUGGUGUUCAGGGGCCUUCGGUCAACUGGGAGAAGAGCAAACUUGCAUCUGUGCAGCAGAUCUCUUAUCUCGGUAUGGAACUCACCAACAGCUGUUUUCCUCCCUGACCAAGUUUUUUGGAGACAACAUAAUUUGUAGGAAUUCUGUAAAUUAAAAUGCACAAGCCAGAAGCAAUAAUAGCCAACAAAUAGAUAAAGAAAGACUCAUUAAUAUAACAUUUAAUAUUUAUUUGAAUUUUGUAUGCGCAUUUAUGGGAAGAAACAACGUUAUGAAUGUGGUUGAUUUCUCCAAUCAAAUUAUUCUAAAUUCUGAAAUGUACACUUAAAUAGGAUUGUUUCUUUAAACUUUAACAAAGACUUUGCAUCAGUAUUUAAACCACAAAAAAAUUACACCUGAAAUAUCAGUAUGGUGAAAAACGUUGGGUAAAAACUUUACUUUUCUUGAUAACUUUGACAUUUGUGUGGAAUUACAGAGGGAAGUUCUUGACCAUACAAAUGAAAUCUACAUUUACUCUUUUAGCAGCAAUGAACUCACAAACAAUACAUAAGUGAAGAUUUAAUAAGAAACUCUAUAAACUGUUAAAAAAAGACUAUAAGUUAAAUAAUUGUAUAUAAAUUAGUUUAAGUACAUCCUCAGCACAUUUGAAACUCUCUAAUCAUUUCACACUUUGAUAGUUGAUCUUCCUCUCAGUGUGCAGUGAUGGUGAAACAUCAGCAAGGAGCUGUGACAGCAGUUAUGAACAUGAGUUUGUUUCUGCUGCCAGGACUUCUGUGCAGCGCUUCUGGUUUGCAGAGACCGUAUCACUUUAGAAAUGAGAACAUGACAUGGACAGACGCUCAGAGUUACUGUAGAGAGAGAUACACUGAUCUGGCUACUGUAGACUCGAUGGAUGAUGUGAACUGGAUGGUAAAUACAGUAAAUGAUGGCUACAGUGGAACAGUGUGGAUUGGACUGCAGAGGGCACCACAGAGUCACUGGAUUUGGUCAAAUGUGGAAAGCACAAUCUCUCAGUACAGUAACUGGUUCUUUAAUCAGCCAGAUGGAGAACUUUUGAAUGAAUUUUGUGUAUUAACAAUUAAUGGAUUUUGGCAGGAUGUCAAAUGCAAUAAAGUUCUAUAUUUUGUAUGCUACAACGAAAUGACUGGAUACAUCAUGAUAAACAGUUAUAAAAACUGGACAGAUGCUCAGAGUUACUGCAGAGAGUAUCACACUGAUCUGGCCACCGUCCACAGUGAUGCAGAGCAGAUUCAGCUUACAGCAGUUGCUGGAUUUCUGGAAUCGGUCUGGAUCGGUUUGUAUUCUGACGCUUGGCAGUGGUCUGACCAAUGGAGUCUCUUCUUUAGAAACUGGGCAACAGAAUACACAUCCAGGACUACAGGAUUUGGUGAUUGUGUUGCCAUGUCAACAGUUUCUGAAAAAUGGGUCCAAUCUCCCUGUAAUGAACUGCACCAUUUUAUCUGCUAUGGUGAUGUUAAAAAACAGACUGUCAGAAUGAAAUUGACCCUUGAUGGAAAAUACAACUUGCAUGAUCCAUCACUACAGACUGCCAUUUUAAAUAAGAUAAUUGAAAAGCUAAAGAUUGCUGGACUGAACAGUCGCAGCACGAUAAGAUGGAGAGCCGAUGAUAGUGGAGAGGUGUUUCACCCAGAGAGCAAAUCUACAUCCAAUUCAAAUACAUGUGAUUCAAACUAAUCUUCAAUGGAUAUCUUUAAAGUAAACGUUAUAACAUAAUGAUAGAUUAU
Molecule: messenger RNA, 2333 nt
Organism: Misgurnus anguillicaudatus (oriental weatherfish)
Lineage: Eukaryota; Metazoa; Chordata; Actinopteri; Cypriniformes; Cobitidae
Product: C-type mannose receptor 2
Source: RefSeq, a predicted model, not a curated record